Molecule: messenger RNA, 1336 nt
Organism: Limulus polyphemus (Atlantic horseshoe crab)
Lineage: Eukaryota; Metazoa; Arthropoda; Merostomata; Xiphosura; Limulidae
Product: LIM domain-containing protein jub-like
Exons: 8
Coding region: 231-830 (199 amino acids)
Biological process (GO): regulation of DNA-templated transcription; positive regulation of miRNA-mediated gene silencing; cytoskeleton organization
Cellular component (GO): transcription regulator complex; P-body; adherens junction
Molecular function (GO): transcription corepressor activity
Source: RefSeq, a predicted model, not a curated record
ACGUGCGCCCUAAGGAACUUACAAGAAACUUGGUUUUAUGGCACAGUGCCAGCUAGUGCUUUUCGUGUAGGCAGGCUGUUACCCUUGAAGAUCUGUUUGCUAUAAACAGAUAUGAGUAGAGCAGCUGUGUAUUGGGACAGUGUGUUGUAGUUUUGUCGUGUAUUUACGUAUGGGUUUAAGUAAACAUUAUUUUUACGGUUUCGAUAUUCUGAACUCUGGAUACCGCCACAAUGAGUGGACUUUGCAAUGCAUGUGGCGAGAAGGUUAUGGGAGUAGGACAAGCAUGCCAAGCAAUGGGAAAUCUCUACCAUUCCAAAUGUUUUACCUGCAGUUCAUGUAGCCGCUCUCUACGUGGUAAGGCUUUUUAUGUCAUUCAUGGAAGAAUUUAUUGUGAAGAAGAUUACCUUUAUUCAGGCUACCAACAAACUGCUGAGAAGUGUGCUGUGUGUGAUCAUAUGAUAAUGGAAUUGAUUCUCCAAGCAGUGGGAAAAUCUUUUCACCCAGGGUGUUUUCGGUGUUGUGUGUGUAAUGAAGGACUCAGUGGUGAACCUUUCACUGUUGAUCUGGAUAACAAGAUUUACUGCCUGCGUGAUUACUAUAAAGUUUUUGCCCGUAAAUGUUCAGCAUGUGGAAAACCUAUUACUCCAAAAGAGGGAACUGAUGAAACUGUGCGGGUAGUAGCAAUGGAUAAAGACUUUCAUCAACAGUGUUUUGUUUGUGAGGACUGUGGAACACAGUUAUCCAAUGAACCUGGUAAAAGAUGCUAUCCUGUAGAGAAUCACUUGCUAUGUCAAAAGUGCCACCUUAGAAAGACUGAGACAAAAUCUUGAGAUUGUCAUGCUGAGGUUCAUUCUGUUCAAGCCAGUAAUCUUUUGUAUUCAUUUCACAAGUUGUCAUACAUCAAAAUAUUUUAUAAAAAUAUGUUUGUACAAUGAAGAAAAGAAAGAUCUAGUUAAUCAUCCAUUCUUGUCAAAGAUCAUCAUAAUUAUAUGUAACAACUCUUUAUAUAGCUUUAGUCAAAAAAUUUAAACAGUCAAUAAUUUAGAAGUGAAACUAGGCUUUCACAAGUUUUUAGUAAUUGAUUAAUCUGAGAUGAAUCCAUAUUGAAUAAAAUAAACGUUUUAUUGAAUAAAAUAAAAUGAAAAAUGAUCAAAAAACGAUGUAAUGCUUUAGUUUCUUGGUCAAAGAACAUAAAGUUUUAUAAACAUUUUCUUGGUAACCUUUAAAAUCCUGUGUACAAUUACAGCUGAGAUCUUUCAUUUAUGUAUUGUGCAACUGAUUAUGUAUGAUACUGUUGUCUUCCAAAUGAUGUUAAUAAAGAAAGAUUUUACAAAUA